Molecule: messenger RNA, 1159 nt
Organism: Capsicum annuum
Lineage: Eukaryota; Viridiplantae; Streptophyta; Magnoliopsida; Solanales; Solanaceae
Product: RING-H2 finger protein ATL78
Exons: 1
Coding region: 227-937 (236 amino acids)
Biological process (GO): protein ubiquitination
Molecular function (GO): transferase activity
Source: RefSeq, a predicted model, not a curated record
UUGGACAGUCUAAAUUAUUGUUUAAAGAAAAUAAACUUCAUUAUAAUUAUAAUAACAAUAUUCUUUCAUUAUUAAGACCCAAAAAGUCGACUAGCACUUUACAUAUUCUGGCCCUAUAAAUUUGUUCCAAGCAACUGCCCAACAACAUUCAUUCAACCCCAACAAACAAAGCAACACUUCAAUUCAAAAACACACAUAAAAAACUACUUCCAAAAAAAAAAAAUCCAUGGCAACUACUUCCACUUUAUUCAUUCAAGAAUUCAUGGAGAAUCUCCACUAUUCAAGAAGACUACUUCUACCAGCAACCCCACAAUACCAUCCUGACACCACCCUAGCACCAACAGAUAUAUCACAAGGGGACAUGACCAAUACAUUUGAUGCACAUGUUGUCAUGGUACUAUCAGUACUCUUAUGUGCUUUAAUUUGUUCGCUGGGCUUGAAUUCAAUCAUAAGGUGUGCAAUAAGAUGCUCUAGUUUGGUAUCAGAGUCUGACUCAUUCACAAUACCUACAAAUCCAUCAGCGACGAAGCUGGCAAAUAACGGGAUCAAGAAAAAAGCCCUCAAGACGUUCCCAAUUAUAACAUACACUUGUAAGUUGAAACAUCCAGGGCUCGACUCUGAGUGUGUCAUUUGCUUAUCAGAAUUCGUAGUUGGGGAGAAAGUUAGGGUUUUGCCUAAGUGCAACCAUGGAUUCCACGUCAAAUGUAUCGAUAAAUGGCUCAAUUCUCACUCUUCUUGCCCAACUUGUAGGCACUGCCUCAUUGAAACAUGUCAAAAGAUUGUUAAUGGUCGGAGUUAUAAUUCAACAACUACAAUUUCAAAUUCAAACCCUCAAGCGGCUAUAAAUAGUACUUCAUCAGCCAUACCAGUACAAGAAAUUGUAAUAAGGAUUGAACCUCUCCAACGUGAAGGUGUGGUAUCUAACAAUCAACAUUAGGUAGAAAAUAAUUAGUUAGUGUCUAGAGUUCAGUUGAUUGAUAUGUAACACACACUUGGUAGCUUUCUUCUUGUAAUAAAUUUGUGAAUUGAUUAUUGAUUAGAAGGUGGGAAUCGAACCCUAACCAAAAGGCCAAUGCCCAUGCAGGUUUUUAAGGGGUGCCAUAGGUUUGCAAAUUGUAUCGUCAAUUGUAUAUAAAUGAAAUUCAUUCACUAGAGUUCA